AGAAGUGACAUUUCCGGAUACCCUAGACGGUGCUGCCAUCUUGGAGGGAGCGGCGUCGGGCGGCCAUGUCUGUUGCCGUCGGGACGCCUCGGCGUCGGCGGUACAUUGUCUCAGUGAUGACUGGGUGAAGCUGCCAUGAAUGAUCCACCUGAUAUACUCUCAAGGCGGGGGCUGCCCCCAACCUCAGCAGCCACUUCGUCAGGAGGACAACACUUUGUAAUUAGCAGUCCAAUGCAGCAAGGUACACUCUCACAAUCGUCUGCCGGCGGUGUGCUACACCGCGGCGCGCCGACCGCCGGCGGCUCCGGCCGGCUGGUGGCGCGCUCGCCGGCGAGUCUGGCGCGGCCGGCAGCCGUCACCGGCGUGCCCGCCACGCUCUACGGCACGCCCAGCAAGCUGGCGGCGCGCACCAGCCCACAGCAGCCGCGCAAAAAGAUCAAACUGGAGGAGCGGCUCUCCAGCACGGACGAGGUGACGCUGAAGCGGCAGAACGUGCUGGACUACAAGCUGGACCGGGCGGCCAAGCUCCGCGAGCAGUACGACGAUCUGACGGCGGAGCUGUACUACCUGGAGGACGGUGGCAGCCUGAUGGACUUCCCCGGCUGGCUGAAGCGGCCGCCGCUGCAGUUCCUCAACUACAAGAAGCGCAUGCUGCUCGACUCUGAGGACGAGGAGGACGCUGCCGAGGUGAAGGUGCCGGCCAGCGGCGGCACGCCCGUGGCCGUGUCCAGCACCCUGCCCAGCUCCAUCUCCAAACUGGCCCACAUCAAAGGAAAGCAGCUUGGUGGAAGGCAUGGGAUGGUGUUUGGAAAUCACCAGUCUCCUGUCUCUAAAGACAAGACCAAUACCAAUGCUUUAGCUGCAGGCGGCGCGGCGACACCGGUGGCGCCCCGCGGCCCCGGCCGGCCGGCUGGCUCCGGACUGGGCUCGUCGCACGAUGCCGCCGGCACUGAGCACAUGGUGGAGAAGGCCAAACAGGAGGCGCAAGUGAUGCAGCGCAUCAGCGACCUGAGGAAGCAGGGCCUGUGGUCCGAGAAGCGACUGCCCAAGGUGGCCGAGCCGAAACGCAUCAAGGCACACUGGGACUACUUGCUCGAGGAGAUGCAGUGGCUGGCGGCUGACUUCGCGCAGGAGCGCAAGUGGAAGAAGGCGGCUGCCAGAAAGUGCGCGCGGAUGGUACAAAAGUACCACCAAGACAAGGCGGCGGCGGCGGAGAAGGCCGUCAAGGACCAGGAGCGCGACCUGCGGCGCGUGGCCGCGUUCGUGGCGCGUGAGAUCAGGACGUUCUGGGCGAACGCGGAGAAACUGGUCGAGUUCAAGAUAACGGCUCGUCUGGACGAGAAGCGGAAGAAGGCGCUCGACCAGCACCUGAACUUCAUCGUGGACCAGACGGAGAAGUACAGCGAGAAGCUGCAGGAGGCGCUGCAGCAGAACAGCAGCCAGCCGAGCCGGGCGUCCUCGUCGUGCGGCCAGCCCAGCUCGCGGCUCCACUCCGAUGGCGAGUUUGAGCCGGACUCCGGGUCUGAGGACGACGAGGAGACGAUCGCGCGAGCCGAGCGAGACGUGCAGCAGCACGACACGACGGCCGAGGUCAGCGCGCUGCAGAAGGAGUCCGAGAUGUCGCUGGACGACGUGCUGGACCAGCUGCCGCCCGGCUACCUGGAGAACCGACAUCGAGACGUCCCGGACGCCGACAAGGACGCGUCUGCGGCGGGCUCCGAUGACGACUUUGAGGCGGCCUCUGACGCGGACAGUGACGACGAGGAGACGAUCGCCGAGCAGGAGGGCGCCGAGAAGCAGCAGGAUCACGCCAUGGAGAUCAGCCAGCUGGAGGACGAAGGUCAAAUGCCGCUGGACGAGCUUAUGAAGAAGUACGGCGGUGGCGGCGCUGACGGCCCGGGCCCGUCCUCCGCCGCUGCUGCCGACUCUCGGCCCGAGUCCGAGGACGAGGAGGGCACCGCGGACGAGGACGAUGACGAGCCGGAGGACGAGGACGGCGAUGGUGAGGACGAGGAGGAGGAGGAGGAAGGUGACGGGGACGAGGAGACGGAGAUGGAGAUCGGCCUCAAGUCGCUGCUCGACGUCAAUGCCAGCGACGACGGAGACGCCACCAAGGCGGGUCUGUCGGGCCCGGCGGAGAUCACGGACGUGGCGGCUCUGGCCGAGACGUUCCAGCCCAAGGGCUACACGCUCUCGUCGACCACCGUGAAGACUCCGGUGCCUUUCCUCCUCAAACACUCGCUGCGAGAGUACCAGCACGUCGGCCUCGAGUGGCUGGUCACCAUGUACGACAAGAAGCUGAACGGCAUCCUGGCCGACGAGAUGGGUCUCGGCAAGACGAUCCAGACGAUCGCGCUGCUGGCGCACCUGGCGUGCCAGCAGGGCAUCUGGGGCCCGCACCUGAUCGUCGUGCCCACCUCGGUCAUGCUCAACUGGGAGAUCGAGCUGAAGAAGUGGUGUCCCGCCUUCAAGGUGCUCACCUACUACGGCUCGCAGAAGGAGCGGCGCCAGAAGCGCACCGGCUGGACCAAGCAGAACUCGUUCCACGUCUGCAUUACCUCGUACAAGCUGGUGCUGCAGGACCACGCCUCGUUCAGGAGGAAAAAGUGGAAGUACCUGAUCCUCGACGAGGCGCAAAACAUCAAGAACUUCAAGUCCCAGAGGUGGCAGCUGCUUCUGAACUUCCAGUCACAGAGGCGACUGCUGCUGACCGGCACGCCGCUGCAGAACAACCUGAUGGAGCUGUGGUCGCUGAUGCACUUCUUGAUGCCGCACGUCUUCGCCUCCCAUCGCGAGUUCAAGGAGUGGUUCUCCAACCCCGUCUCCGGCAUGAUCGAGGGCAACACCGAGUACAACGAGAGCAUCAUCAAGCGACUCCACAAGGUGCUGCGUCCGUUCCUGCUGCGUCGGCUGAAGACCGAGGUGGAGAAGCAGCUGCCCAAGAAGUACGAGCACGCCAUCAUGUGCCGGCUCUCCAAGCGGCAGCGCUACCUCUACGACGAGUUCAUGAGCCGAACCAAGACGAAGGAGACGCUGGCGACGGGUAACUUUCUGAGCGUGAUCAACAUCCUGAUGCAGCUGCGGAAGGUGUGCAACCACCCGGACAUGUUCGAGCCGCGUCCCACCGUCUCUCCGUACCGGAUGGAGCGGCUCGAGUUCGUCACCGCCUCGUGCGCCUGGACCGCGCUCCAGCACGACCCCUUCAAGCACGUGGAUCUCAAGUUCCUGAACCUGCUGUUGGCCGACCUGGAGCUGACGCUGACGGCGUUCGCGGCGCACCGGACGCGCCGGUUCCAGGCGCCGCGGCGCCUCAUCGAGGAGGUGGACCAGCGGCCGCCGCCGCCGCCCCGCUGUCCGGCCGGCCGCAUCAAGCUGCACGUGCGCGCCACACCGCCCACCAGCUCGGCGGCCUCGGGUCCUCCGGCGCCGCCGCCACCGCCGCGGCUACCCGCCCCGGCGCCGGCGACUCCGGCUGUGCCCCGACCGGUGGUGCCGGGCGCCGCGCCGCUGCGGGGGUACGCGCUGCAGGUGGUGCAGGGCGGCGUGGUUAAGACGAUCCCGCUGUCGUCACUGUCUGGCGUGGGUGGCGGUCCCCUGGCGCUGCAGAUUCAGCAGACGCCGCAGGGGCCACGGCUGGUGCCGGCCGCCUCCCAGCCGUCGGCCACGGCCUCCACCGCGGCCGGCAGUACCGUCUCCACCCCGGUCAGCGCCGGAAUCGUGCUGCAGACGGGCAAACCGCUGCUGGGAUCGCCGGGACCGCGGCCGCUCGGCAACGGCGCCAGGCUGACGACGCCGGCCACAGUGGACCCGCAGUCGCUGGCGGCGAUGCUGGCGGCGCGCGGCCUGCCGGCCAACACCAACGUGACGUUCGCCCGUCUGACGCCGGCGGCCGUCGCGGCGGCGCCUCGGCCGGCCGCGUCCAACGCGCUGGUCGGCUCCGUGCCCGCCCAGCCGGCGGUGAGUGCCGCCACCGGCCCUGAGCGACGGGUGAACGCUGCGUCUCCCCAGUCUGUGCCGCUGCGAGCGCAGGCUCCGGCGCCGCCGCCGCCCCAACCCCCGCCGUCGGCGCCCCAGGCGAAUAGCUUGCCUGCGCCGCGGCCCACCCCUCCGGCGUCACCGUCCACCGCCACACGGUCCGCCUCGGCGGCGCAGAACGCCAAGCACCACUCCGUCUUCAGGAUUCCGGCGCUGGAGGAGCAGCGGCGGAUAGCGCGGAAGGAGAAACUGCUGACGUUGUACCGGAUCAACAAGCGGCGCUGCGAGGCGUGCCCCAUCUACGGCGCCGACCUGGUGCAGUCGGUGCGUGUGGUGGACGGCGCCGGUGGCCGCGUGCCCGCCUGGAACGGCCUGGCGCACUGCGUGCCGGCCGACCCGUGCCAGAGCGGCGCGGCCGCCACGCGCCGCUACUGGCGCCAGACGGAGCACCUCGACCGGCUGCUGCCCACUAUUCCCCAGCUGCUGGAAAGGAUGCAUGACAUCCUCAGCAGGUACGUGGUGUACACGCCGGGCGUGGUCGCACCCGAGAUCCGGCUGCACGUCAGUCACCCGCCGCCGUGGCGGCUACAGGAGGAGCGGUGGCGGCGGCUGCGGCUCACGGCCGAGCUGUCGCCGCGCACCGCCGACCUACACCCCAUCGCCAGCGCCAUGGCCACCCAGUUCCCCGAGCGGCGGCUCAUACAGUACGACUGCGGUAAACUGCAAGUGAUGGACAGGCUGUUGCAUAAGUUGAAGUCGGAGGGCCAUCGGGUUCUCAUCUUCACCCAGAUGACGCGCAUGCUGGAUAUUUUGGAACAGUUCCUCAAUUUCCAUGGUCACAUCUACCUUCGCCUGGACGGCACCACGCGAGUGGACCAGAGACAGGCGUUGAUGGAGCGGUUUAACGCCGACAAGCGUAUCUUCUGCUUCAUCCUGUCGACGCGCUCGGGCGGCGUGGGCGUGAACCUCACCGGCGCCGACACGGUGGUGUUCUACGACUCGGACUGGAAUCCGACGAUGGACGCGCAGGCGCAGGACCGCUGCCACCGGAUCGGACAGACGCGGGACGUGCACAUCUACCGGCUGGUCAGCGACAAAACCAUCGAGGAGAACAUCGUCAAAAAGGCCAACCAGAAGCGGCUGCUCGGCGACCUGGCCAUCGAGGGCGGUAACUUCACCACGGCCUUCUUCAAGAAGAACACGCUGCAGGAUCUCUUCAAUGUGGAUAUGCGUGAGGAUGACGCCAGCCGAAGGAUGUCGGACGCGGCGCGGCGGCGGCCAGAAAAGGUCGAGCCGUCGGCGCCGCCGGCCGUCACGGACCGGUCAGCAGAGGUGGCGUUCGAGACGGCGCUGGCCGCCGCCGAGGACGAGACGGACGUGCGGGCGGCGUGCACGGCGCGCGCAGAGGCCGACGCCGACAUGGCCGAGUUCGACGAGAACAUCCCGCUCGACGACGGCGGCGACGAGGAGAUCUCCAAGGCCGAGCUCGAGGUGCAGCAGCUCGUCAAACAGCUGACGCCGAUCGAGCGCUGGGCGAUGGCGUUCGUCGAGGAGACGGAUGACGGCUGGCAGCGCGAGGCCGACCGCGCCGCCGCCGAGAUCGACGCCCGCAAGCGCGAGUGGGAGGCGGAUCACCAGCAGGCGAUGCGCCAGCACGACGGCGAGUCAGACGGUGCCGCCGGUUCGGACACGGAGCUAACCUACGACGCCGCCGAGACGAGCCAGGUAUGGAUUUCGGAAAACGGCGGAGACGAAAUGAUGCCGAUCUGGGCGCCGCCGACGCCGCCGCGGGACGACAGCGACGUCUACCUGGACUCUGUGGACGACCUGCUGUACGAGGACACGCCCAUGACGGAGGCCCAGCUGCCGCCCGUGUUCGUCAGAAAGGAGCCCAGACGGAUCAAGACCGAGCCCGGCGUCUCAAUGCCGUCCCAGCCGGGCGGCAGCGGCCCGCCGCCCGCCGCGCCGCUCAUCAAGAAGCCCAUCAAGGUGAAGCGCGAGGAGACCAGCGGCUUUGCGCCGCGCUCGCUGUUCAACCGGCUGUCUCCGGCGGCGCUCAAGAUGCGGCGUGACCUCCGUCUGCAGCAGCGGCGCACCAUCUUCAGUCCUGGCAGCCUGAGCCUGCCCAGCGCCAAGCCGGCCCUGCUGGCCAACAAGGCCGGCCUGGACGAGCACGCUCCCGAGUGGCUGGUGCACGAGGAUUGGGCGCUGCUACAGGCCAUCAAGACGGUGCUGGAGAUGCCGCUGAACCUGGUGGUGGUCUCCCCGGCGCACACACCCAACUGGGACCUGGUGUCGGACCUGGUGAACCACGUCGGACGCACCUACCGCUCGGCCAAACAGUGCCGGCUCCGCUUCGAAAUGGUAGUGCAGCCGCGCGAGGAGGGCAAGCUCGUCUACGACCCCAGUCCCAAGAAAAUGAAGAAACACAAAAUGGGUCCGGGCAAGCUGAACCUGCCGACGGCCAAGGCGGGCCGGCCGCUGCGCACCUCUCAGCUGGCCAUGCAGGACAAGAACCAAGCUUUCAGCCAGCUGCUGAUCUCCCGCUUUGAGAGCAUGAAGUCGAUCGCCAACAAGCGGGCGCCGACGACGCGUCCGGCUCUGCUGUCUCCGGCCAACCGGAACCCCAAGCACGCGGCGGUGCUUGCCGAGUCGGGCAUCAACUACGACUCUCCGCUCACACCCGUCGAGGUGGCCGCCAACCGGGCGUCGCGCAUCGCCAAGGAGAAAAAGACGGCGACCGCCGAGCAGCUGCAGCGGCUGCAGAAGGCGCAGCAGCAGGCGGCGGCCGCGGCGGCUGCUGCUGCGGCCGCUGCCGCCGCGGCCUCCAGCAGCGGCCUGGUGGCGACUCGGCAGCCGCUGGUGCCGGCCCGGGUCAGCGCCGUGGCCGUUACCUCUGCGGCGGCCGGCACCAUCGUCUCCGUGUCGAGCCUGACGCCGGCCCAGGUGCAGGUGGCGCAGCGGUUCGUCUCUGGCGGCCUGGUGGCCUCCUCGGCCGCCACCAAGGCCGGCAUCGCCACCUCCAUCCCCAUCCAGACGCUGACGCAAAAGUCGCUGACGCCCAGCCAGCUGCAGGCGCUCAAGCAGCAGACGAUGCUGCGCCAGAAGCUGACCACCCUGGAGCCGCUGAAGCGACUGCAGGUGGCCACCACGGCGUCGGCGGCCGGCGGCGUCUCUGCAGGGGCCAGCGGCAGCGUCGCCGGCACGUCGACCGGUCUGACGACGAGCGGUGUGGCCGGCGCGGCGGGCACCUCGCAGAAGGUUCAGGUGGCCGUCACCUCCCUGGGUACCUCGCUCGGCACCGUCACUGGCAUGGCGGCCGUGCCCGUCACCCAGGCGCAGGCCCGCACCCAGGUGCGCAUCCUCAAACAGGCGGCCGGCAAACAGAUGGUGGCGGCGCGCACCAUGACCGAGUCCGAGAUGGCCGCCAUUCUGAAGCAGAAGCCGCAGCUGUCGCACCAGAUGCAGCCGGCCCAGCUGAACAUGCCGCAGUUCCUGGCGCAGGUGCAGAGUGCGGCGGCGGCGCGCGGCGCCAGCGGCUCGUCGUCGCCGGCCACCAGCGGCGCCACGCAAACGGUCACCAUCCCGGUGACGGCCAUCAGCAUGGCCGGCGUCACGCUGCCGCACAUGCGCGCCGGCACGCCCGCCAAGGUCACCACGUCCACACACCAGCAGAUCCGCCAGCUGGCGCUGUCUAAACAGCAGCUGAUCACGCCACAGCGCAAGCUGACCGCUCAGGCCACCCAGCUGGCGCAGGUGACUGGGAAGCGGGUGCCGACGCAGCUGUCGGCCGUGCAGAUCGUCCAGGGUCAGAAGCAGCUGCCGACCACGGUCACCGUGCAGCAGAUCCAGCAGGUGAUGGGCCGCGACGUGAUCAAGGUGCCGGCGUCGGGCGCGGCCGGCACGAGCGGCGCGCGCGCCUCGCCGCAGCAGCUGCAGGCGCGCGUGCUGCCCAGCUCGCACCACCCCAUCAAGCAGACGAUCCAGGUGGUGUCGGCCGGCAGUCCGUUCACGGGCAGCGCGGCCGGCGGCCUGGCGCGUCCCAUCGCCACGCUGCAGCAGGGCCGGCCGGCGGCCGUGCAGCUGGUGCAGCCGGCCUCGCAGGCGGGCGGCGGGCAGACGGCGGCGGCGGCGACCACCUCUCAGCAGCAGCAGCAGCAGCAGCAGCAGCAGCAGAACAACCCCCAGCUGCAGCAGACGGCCACUGUGGCGCUCAGCCAGCUGAAGCCGCUGGUGUCUGCGGCGGCGGCGGUGGUGAGCGCCAGCGGCAGCGGCGCCGGCGCCGGCUCUCCGUCUGCGCUGCGCGGCUCUCCGUACACGAUGCGGCUGCGUACCGUGUCGAGCACGGCCUCGACUCCGGACCGGCCGAGCCCGGCGUCCACGCCACCGGCGCAGCCGCCGCCCGCCGACCCGGCCGCCUAGCGCGCCGCGCCUGUACACACACUGACGUACCCAGCUUUAUAUGUAUGGCCGCUAGAGGCGGCCGGCCCGCCGCGAGGAUCGCGUCAUAUUCAUUGCUAUUAGGUAGCGUGAGGUGUGCUCUGUCCUGCCGUCGCGCCCGCCGGCACGUCUCCGGCCGGCCCGCGCGGCGUCCCGUCUGGUGUUUCGGUGUUGGUUCAGUGUCCGCCGCCGUUGAGCGGUGCAGCAUUCGCGGCCGUCCUCUUCGCGUCUUCAGGUCCACUUCCCCCUAUGAAUGGAGGACCGUCGUCUCCGUCGUUUUCCGCGCGCCUGCGUCUACAACUAUCAGCAGCUGGCGGACGGGCACGUGCCAGCAGUGAGGACCGCGGCGGGAGACUGCCCGGUCCGAGUGCGCCGACCCGUCCCGCCUUGCUGCCUGGCAACAACAUCCGCCCGAACAGCUUUGUCCGAGCUUGUCUCUACUGGCGGUAUUAACUGCCUUACAGUUAAGAGCAGGCAGGCGGCAUUGGGAGCGGAGCGUCACCGUGUCCGUUGGAGUACAAUGCUCCCUGUUUUUCUUCAUAUUGCCCUGCUAAAUCAGACUGGAUAGCAGGAAGUGCGCCUCCGCUAAUGGAUGUUAGCAUCUGCCGUUUCCUGAUCAGCUCGUGUCAACGGUGUCCAGCUGCGGACAGACUGGGGCAGAUAUCGGCGCCAUGGCCACCCAGUUCCCCGAGCGGCGGCUCAUACAGUACGACUGCGGGCACGGCGUAAUUCUGAUGGACCGGCUGCUGCAUUAGCUAAAACAAGAGUUCCUCGCUGCAACAUCUUUAAACAGCGGACACGAUUGCUGUGCCCGCUCGAAGGCAACUUCAUGAUUGUCAUAACUGUCUUCACUGGACGCCCAGGCGACAGUCCACGCGAGUGGACCAGACCAGACACCGAAACCGCCGACGGACGACGGCUGCGGACCGCGCCGCGGGCCGGCGGGCCGCGGCAGACAGACAAGUGGACCGCUCAGGUUGUACUGAGACGGGGCCCAGCCCUGCGACCCGUCCUCAUCACUCACUCACUCAUCGCUGACACCGUGCGCUCGCAGUCACCUCAUCAGCCCCGGCCGGGCCGCGGGCUCGCAUCCCCUCAGCAUCUCAUCAUCACCUCUCGCCCCAUGUGAUCGAUCCACUAUUGUCACGUAUUCGCAUAUUGCCGAUCAUUGUCACUGACGGUGCUCUACUAUGAAUAAACUCGUGUGUUAUUGUAA
This is a messenger RNA of Amphibalanus amphitrite, 9631 nucleotides long. RefSeq names its product helicase domino-like. The record is from RefSeq and is a predicted model, not a curated record. Gene Ontology annotation, cellular component: Swr1 complex. Bases 136 to 8397 code for a protein of 2753 amino acids. The transcript is spliced from 37 exons. Lineage: Eukaryota; Metazoa; Arthropoda; Thecostraca; Balanomorpha; Balanidae. Gene Ontology annotation, molecular function: ATP-dependent chromatin remodeler activity; ATP hydrolysis activity; ATP binding.